GAAGGGUGGAGUGUAUUUCAAGCCUUCCGAACAGUACGUAGAAUUUUGGCGGUAAACCACGACAUUUUAAUUUAAUGACUUUUUUACAUUUAUCGUCAUUUAUUAAUAGCAAUAGUCAGUUUGCAAUAACAUUGUUAUUUUUCGACCAGUAAGCCGCCAGUAAAAAAUUGUAUUAAAAUGUAACUCCAUUCAAUUUGUCAUUCGUUUUGUGACUAUCCAAAAGGCUUGUCAGUGACUUUAACAGAAUGAAUAUGUGGUGGUUGUCCUGUUUUGGAUUACUUCUACCCGUCGUGGCUAGAAGAGACGAUUACGAGAAGACAGGAUAUUUCUGGCACAUCACGGACAUCCACUACGAUCCCCAUUAUAGCCCUAACGGCGACUACAGAAAGAGCUGCUGGAGGCACGACAACAGAGCAGCCGGUGGUAGUGCGGAGGGUAGCAAAGCGCAAAGGCGUUCGAGUUCCGGAAUAUCGGGCCGUUUCGGCGAUUAUGGGUGCGACACUCCGUGGGAACUUAUAGAGUCUGCAGCUAGAUUCAUGAAAUCAAAACAGAAUGAUAAUGUAGAAUUCGUACUUUGGACUGGAGAUGGCCUCAGUCACUUUGCGAGCAAGCAUUUAUCAGAAUCGAGGCAAUUGGAGCUCCUUCAAAGACUAACGGACUUGUUGGGGAAGACGUUUCCAGCUCAGUUCGUAUUUCCAUCGCUUGGCCACGAUGAUCCAGCUUCCCGAAGACUUUUAGGACGGAUGUGGUCCAGGUGGCUGCCCACAGAUUCAAUGAAAACUUUCGAAACUGGUGGUUACUACAUAAUCGAACGCAAAAUGCUAAAACUGCAAAUCGUCGUUAUCAACACGAACCUGAUGAAGAGAGGCGAAACAGAUCGAGACGCGAGCGAGCAAUGGAAAUGGCUGGAAACCGUGCUGAACAAAUUCGAAAAGAGCGGGGAGACGGUCUACCUCGUGGGCCACGUACCCCCAGGGCAAGACGAACGUCAAAAAAGUUACUUUCCGCCAUUUCACGGGGCUUAUACCGACUACAACAACCGAAAAUAUAUCGAAUUGGUCGGGAAUUUUUCGUCAAUCAUUGCCGGCCAGUUUUUCGGACACUACCAUUCGGACAGUUUUAGGGUCAUUCACGACAAAAGAGGUAAACCCAUAUCAUGGCUUAUGAUUGCACCAUCAAUAGCACCUAAACGUCCUCAUGUGGGACCAAACAAUCCCGCAAUAAGAAUGUACAAAUUCAACAAGGAUACGGGCCAGAUUUUUGAUUACACUCAGUACUACUUGGAUCUGUCGACCGCCAACGCGGAAUCAAGAGCCGAUUGGUCGAUAGAAUACAACUUCACGACUUAUUAUAACCUCAAUGAAAUAACUGCACAGAACUUACACCAUCUGACGAACAAGUUCAUAUAUGAAAACAGCGGGAAAAGUAUCUACGCAAGUGACCGACGAAGUAUAUUAUUUGAAAGAUAUUACAAAGCAAAUUCCGUUAGGGUUGGCGCACAUCCCCGUGAGUCUUGCGACUCCACCUGCGUUCAAACGCACUACUGCUCGAUAACAUGCCUGGACCAUUCCGAAUUUGAAUAUUGUCUCAAAGCCAAACUCAUUCCUGUCUCCGGCGGGGCCAUUUUGUCAGUCUGCGAUAGCCUCCAAAUUAUGUUCACGGUAUGCCUCAGUUCGGCAAGUUUGCUGAUAAAAAGCGCCGCGGCCAUUUUGUAAAUGUGACGUUGUCGUUGUAAAGUGUAUAUAACAGUGUGACAAAGCUCAAGAUUUAGCUACGAAAUACGUAUUGGAAACGAACGUGUGUGAAUAUUACUUGUAAA
Molecule: messenger RNA, 1819 nt
Organism: Cylas formicarius (sweet potato weevil)
Lineage: Eukaryota; Metazoa; Arthropoda; Insecta; Coleoptera; Brentidae
Product: acid sphingomyelinase-like phosphodiesterase 3b
Exons: 9
Coding region: 246-1715 (489 amino acids)
Molecular function (GO): hydrolase activity
Source: RefSeq, a predicted model, not a curated record